Molecule: messenger RNA, 8292 nt
Organism: Aplysia californica (California sea hare)
Lineage: Eukaryota; Metazoa; Mollusca; Gastropoda; Aplysiida; Aplysiidae
Product: 3-hydroxy-3-methylglutaryl-coenzyme A reductase
Exons: 21
Coding region: 228-2984 (918 amino acids)
Biological process (GO): coenzyme A metabolic process; isoprenoid biosynthetic process; sterol biosynthetic process
Cellular component (GO): peroxisomal membrane; endoplasmic reticulum membrane
Molecular function (GO): hydroxymethylglutaryl-CoA reductase (NADPH) activity; protein binding; NADP binding
Source: RefSeq, a predicted model, not a curated record
CACUCUUUUGUUGCCUUGAGUCAGUGUCGCGGCGUAGUGAGUGAGUCCAUAGAACCAGGACUUGUCAAAAUUUAUUAGGAGAAAACAAUGCCGCUUGUUGUUUCAUAACUGUUUUGUGUAACUGACUUUUAAAAAGAAAUUUGGAUUUUUUUGACAUUCAACAUAGAUCUAUCUGACGAAACCGCUAUUUUUUUCAAGUAAUACCACACAACUUAACUCCCGGAAAGAUGUUGUCUAGAUUGUUCCACGCUCAUGGACAAUUUUGUGCCAGUCACCCUUGGGAAGUGCUUGUUGGCACAGUUACGGUCACCAUAUCCUUAAUGUCAAUGAGCCUUUGGGCGACCAACAGCAAAGUUUGUGGCUGGAACUACAAUUGUCCCAAUGAAGAGGAGUUGAAAAGCUCAGACAUGAUUAUUUUGUCACUGACUCGAUGUCUCGCCAUCAUUUACAUUUACCUGCAGUUUAGAAACUUGAGGAAACUGGGAUCAAAGUAUUUAUUGGGUUUAGCUGGAGUUUUCACAAUAUUUUCAAGUUUCAUCUUCAGUAUUGCCUUUGCCAAUCUAAUUGGAUUUAAUUUGGAUGGGCUCAACGAAGCGCUCCCUUUCUUCCUGUUGCUGAUUGACCUGUCAAAGGCUAGUGCCCUGGCCCGCCUGUCACUUACAGCUGUCAGUCAAGAUGAACUACAAAAGAACAUAGGGAGAGGAAUGGCUAUUAUAGGACCAGCUCUCACAUUAGAUGCCAUCGUUGAAACUCUUGCUAUUGGAGUUGGCACCCUCUCAGGAGUGAGACAGCUGGAGACGAUGUGCUGCUUCGGCUGCCUCUCUGUCAUUGCCAAUUACUUAGCAUUUAUGACUUUUUAUCCCGCCUGCCUGUCCCUAAUUCUUGAGGUGUCACGUGAUCGCAACCAGGGCAAGCCUCUGAUGCAAUUGCAACAGCUCGCCAAAGUAUUACAGAAGGAAGAAGAAGUGAAGAAAUCCAAUCCUGUUACACAGAGGGUGAAAAUCAUCAUGUCAGCAGGACUUGUUCUUGUCCACGCUCACAGCCGCUUCAUCGCAGAAAACAGCGUGCCAGUCAGUCCUGGUGGUCAAAGUGCAGGUUCUUUGGAGAACAUUGAGGACCACAGGAUUCAGCCAGAAAUCCCUCUGUGGCAGUUCUAUGUUGCAAGGUUCCUCACUGCUAAGUUGGACUAUGGUCUGACUUUGGCAUUAGCUGUUGCCCUGACCCUCAAGUACGUUCUCUUUGACGACAAAGUGGAUAAAGAGGUUCAAGAACUGCUGAAAGCUCAGAACGACAAAGAGAACCGGAAUCUACCAAACGGUAUAUCAGAGAAAAAGAUCCAGCCUGUCUUGAAGAUGCCUGCCGAAGAAAAAAUGGAGGUUACCUCUAAUGGCAUCAGCCAUAAAGCGCCGACUCCUUCUCCUGACUUUAAGCCUGCAUCGUUCUUCCUGGGCAACCAAGAAGAUGAGAACAGUAGCAGCAGCGAUGAAGAGAACAAGAGCAACGGGAGCGUACAGAAGGUCAAGACUCACAACAUGGAGACCCAGACAGACGACGUGACUGAGGCAGGGACUGCAGGGGCUGCAGGGGCCCUCGUGCCCCAAACCGAGUCAGAGAUGGAGUACUCGCCCGCAUUUUCCGAACAGCCACCCAGACCGCUUGAGGAAUGUGUCUCUAUUCUCAACUCAGAUGCUGGUCCAGAAGCACUGACAGACGAGGAAGUACAGAUGCUGGUUGCAUCUCGUCACAUCCCUUCUUACAAGCUGGAGAGUAUGCUUGCCAACCACAUCAGAGGUGUUGCUAUCAGGAGACAGAUGCUGUCUAAGCAGUUGCAGGUGAAAAAUGCCCUGGACACACUGCCCUUCAUGCACUAUGAUUACAAAUAUGUUGAAGGUGCUUGCUGUGAGAACGUGAUUGGUUACAUGCCCGUUCCAGUUGGAGUUGCUGGACCUUUGCUUUUGGACGGAGUGUCGUACCAAGUUCCCAUGGCAACCACAGAGGGGUGUUUGGUUGCUAGUACAAACAGAGGUUGCAGAGCUUUAGAGCAAAGUGGUGGAGUUUCUAGCAGUAUCACAAAUGAUGGAAUGACGCGAGGUCCUGUGGUCCGAUUCCCAACGGCAGUCAGAGCAAGUGAAAUUAAAAAGUGGCUGGAGACUCCAGACAACUUUGAUCUGGUCAAAGAAUGCUUUGAUACCACAAGCAGAUUUGCUAGACUGAAGAAAGUCCACAUUGGCCAAGCGGGGCGAAGCUUGUACAUUCGGUUUGUGUCAAUUACAGGAGAUGCCAUGGGCAUGAACAUGUUGUCUAAGGGCUCUGAGAAAGCUUUGAAUUUUCUGACUGAAAAGUUUCCCGACAUGGAAAUCAUCAGUCUGAGUGGAAACUACUGUACAGACAAGAAGCCAGCAGCUAUUAACUGGAUCGAGGGCAGAGGCAAGUCUGUAGUGUGUGAGGCCAUUGUGAAGUCGACUGUGGUGAAGAACACAUUGAAAACUACUGUGGCAGCUUUGGUGGAGCUGAAUGUCAGUAAAAAUCUGGUUGGGUCUGCGAUGGCUGGCAGCAUCGGAGGGUUUAAUGCCCAUGCCUCCAACAUUGUCACAGCCAUUUACAUUGCUGCAGGCCAGGACCCAGCACAGAACAUUUCCAGCUCAAACUGCAUCUUGUUGAUGGAACCCUCCGGUCCUUUUAAUGACGAUCUGCACAUCUCCUGCACCAUGCCUUCCAUUGAGGUGGGCACAGUCGGGGGCGGAACCAUUCUUCCUCCUCAAGCAGCCUGUCUCAACAUGCUGGGUGUGAAAGGCUCCAAUGCAGAGAACCCCGGGGAUAACGCCCGCCGUCUGGCAUCCAUCAUCUGCGCUACCGUGAUGGCCGGAGAACUCUCACUCAUGUCUGCCCUGGCUGCGGGCCACUUGGUCAAAUCUCAUCUCAAGCACAACAGAUCAACUCUGAAUAUGAGCCCAGGUGCUGCAAAACCAGCUGAUACUCCCUAAAUGCAUCAUGCAGCAACAGUUCCCGUCAUGUGUCCAGAUAAAGCACUACCGUAAUACGGAAAUCUUCUUAUUGUUUGGAUUUGGAAUCCUUAUCUUUAUUAUCUGGCUUGAUCUGGUAUUAAAUCUGAACAUUUGGGAACUGCAACGCCUGCAUGCAUAUGCCGAUGGAAACAGAAUCGGAUAUGACCUUUAUUAACACAUGUGCAAAGUGUCGCAGAUAAGAAACGGGAGAUGUUAGGAUCCACCAAGUGACAUUUGUAGUGGUGUCUAGGUUUUCUACUUUGAUAAACACUGUGUUAGCUGUGCUCUUUGUAAGCUUUCUGCCUUCCCUCUCUUGGGUUUCACAUCCAUCAUUGAGAAGGGAAUGGUCUCCACUUUGAUGUUGCUUUUUGUCAGCUACCUGUAUACUUUCAUGUUGGUGAUAAAUGCUUCUAGUGCAUGCAAUAGGCUGUGGUUUUCAAAAUCUGGGGUAACCUGUUCUGUCUUUUUGACAUUGUCAUGGGGUAGCUGUAGUCCUUUAGCUUGCGUUUGUGGGGUAGAAUUAUAUGCAUCCCAGUUUUAUGGCUCCAAAUGUCCUAAUUGUAUAGAACUAUAGACACCUUAAUUGUAUAAAGCUGGCUAUACAGGGCCAUUGCGGGUUAGAAACAACCACAGAGCUUCUGCCUUGAGUCCCAUGUAAUAGCAGUUUAGUUUCUUAUAUGUAUGAAGUACAGAUAUGUGAAAAGUUUGAAUCACCGAAAUGAGCUUGGUUGUCUGUUUUAACUUACUCUGAGUAUUAUUGUGAAGCAUUAUAAUUUUAAUGGAGUGUUUUAUCUAAUGUAAUAUGGGACCAUGCCCGUUUUGAAUUGUCCGUGCGGCAUAGUUUGUGCUCUUGAAAUUAUCAAUUUCUGUCUCCUUAAUCAAGAAGUUCUUACUCUGAUGUAGAGGGUAACAGCUAAUAGUAAUAGCUUGGCCUAUCUACCUGAAAGUUCCAGUGUCAUGUCACGACUGUUGACUUCUAUCUCCCGCAUGGGUACCUUCAAAAUAUUGGUAACAAAGCUUUAGAUUUUGGGUUUUUAGGCUGUUUUCCUGACCUAGUGAAAGCUGGUGAGGAAGAAGACUAUGAGACUUUUGUGCCAGCUCUGUGCUGUGCCAUCUUUGAUGAGUACUUUCUUUAGAAAUGUGGUUUCUAUGAGGGAACAAUUUUGUGAUGUAAAGUUAGCCUAGGUUUUGUAAUCAUGGUGGAAAGUGGAAAGAAAUUAUAGCGUUUUCCAUGCCGCAGGUGUAUGUAUUUAUAGAUCUUUAUAUCAUUCUAAAGAUCUUAUUGCAGAGCUGGGCCACUGCCCAAACCUGAUAAUGAUGCCAUAGCUGGAAGUGUUGUGUGCUUUCAGUUCUGUGAUCUAUGAAAUACACGCAGUCUGUCUGACAAGGACAUGGUCUCUUGGAACUUUUUUUGUGUGUGUGUUGGAUGAAAGACCGAUGUCAGUGGAUUGGCUUUCUUGUGUGUACACGUCUAGUCUCCAUAUUCAGUGUAAUGACAUUUCCUUGUUUCUGUCCAGCUUCACUCUUUUAAUUUGUGUACUUAUGAUGUAUGUGAUACUUUACUAUAUAUAUAUAAUUUUGUUAUGUGUUACUCUUUGAAAUUUUUGGUUGCAUUGGUAUGAUGUCAGUGUUUCUAUAUCAUGGUUUUAUAAAUUUCUUCUUUUUUUUUUUUUUGUUGUUUUUUUUGUUUCCUGCUUCUGGGGUUUAUUUCCAUGAAUGAAAUAAGUCGUUUAAUUUCUUUUGUCUCUUUACAUACUUUUGUGUGACUUGCGAAGAUGAGCUGGAGUACUUACAUUUGGUUUGGUUACGCUUGAGCUAGCCGGUUUUUUAUUUAAUGUCCUUAAAAUAUGCCUGAUUGUUACAGAGAAAAUCAAUACAUUAAAGAGAUGGCUAGACUUAUCAAAAGAAAAUUAAUGAACUGAGAAAUCAGCUAUGCAGUUUAUUGCUGUUUAGACAUGAAAAAUUAUAAAUAGAGUUACUUUGAAGAGCAACUUCUACCUGAGCACAUGCUUGUGUAUGCUGAUUUUAAGUGCUCACGUUUGAAUUGGAAGAUAUAUAUAUAUACUCUCUCUACGGACAAACUAGUGGCAAAGUAACUUUUAUUUCCGAGAUUGUUCAUUUUCCGACCUUAUGUUUUAGGCAUGUUUUCGUUCAUCCUAAAAAAGAAAGGUCGUAUUAACUGUAUGGUCGAUUUUGUGCUGUAUUGAAUACUGUUACAUGUCCAUUUUUUUGUGUGUGUAAUAAGGUCUUGAAAAUAUUAAACAGGAAAAUCCUUUUGUGAGAAAUGAGGAAAAAAACUAAAGUAAGUGGGUGGACUUGAAUUUAUUUUGGUUGUUUGUAAUUCACUUUUAAAAGUGAUAUGUCAAUAGCAUACUUACUUGAAGUAUUUCAUAUUUAUUUUAUUACUCUUCUCAAGUUUUUGCUUUUUUCAUCACUUACUUUAAGUAAAAAAUUUGUGCAAGUUAAGAUUCAAUGAAAUUAAAUGAGUUACAGCAAAAUUACUGUUGCUUUUUGCUCAAAAGUCUUGCUGGAAUGAUGUUAUGUCCUAUCACUGGGACAGAACUGAAAAGCAAGCUGAGUGCUUUCACUCACCUUUAAUUUUAUCUCAAAUGUCUCUAUAUUUAUUUCAACUUCGCUUAUUUAGAAUCAUUUCUAAUAAGUUUGGCCAGUGCCAUGUUUUUGUACAUCAUGAUUACCGUUUUUGAUACAGCAAUGAUCUGUUCACAGUCUUGACAGCUGUGCUACCGUUGUGUAAACGUGCACACCUUAUCCAUCUCCCAUUUUGUGACUGUGUAUGGUUAUUUAUCUUCAAGCCAUGAUUGGAAUGAAUGAUUGUCUGUCUUUUCCAAAGGCAGGCAGGAUGAGAAGACGUGUUUGUCAGUCUUCAAACCAUAAUGGGAAGGUUAGAUUGCCAGUCUGUGUGGCAUGACUGAUAAGGCAUUACUAUAAGUCUUCAUGCCAUGAUUGAGUUGCGAAGAUUUGGUAGCAGCAAUCAGUAACGGUGUAUGAAGUGAUUUUAAGGAAGUUUCUAGACUACAGUGUGCCCUACGCCACAGUUAUUGACCACAAGACAUGUAAGAAAAUUUGAUAAUGAAUGGGAAAUAUCGACAGUAAAGAAACAGAAAGUUGUAAAUGGUUUGAAGAUUUGUGUGACACCCUUGUUGGUUUAUCCGGUGUUGGAACAUAUCAAAAUGUUCAUUUCAGUCAGUAUAUUUAUGGUUCUAAUCAGAUGGUCUUAAGCUACUUCUCAGUAGUUGACUUCUGAGUUAUUGAAUGUCAGUGCUAAUUACACAUGACAUAUUGGUUUUGAUAAUUUAUUUACCUAUGUUAUGUGAGGUAGCCAUUUGAGCUUUCUGAAAAAGUAGCAGUGCCCUCAUUUGGCUUUCUCUUGAAAACUUGUUUUUGAGGAAUUAAAGAAGAAAUUAUUUGGAAAUAAGAUUUAAAAAAUAAACAAAAUAAACAGGACAACACUAAUUGGCUGGUUUUGUGUUGAUAUGGGCAUAAAAACACCUACAUAAAAACCAAAAAAAAUUCUCGAUCUUAUUCCUCUUUCGUCAUUUUUUGAUUUUGAUGAUAACUUUUCAAAGGUUUCAAAUAUGUGGGGUCUUGGAAAAUCUGUCCCCAAACUUAGUCUACGUUCUGUGUAAUUUGUUAAUUUGUCCUUGUGUUGUGAACUAGCAGUGAGCUGACAUACACCGGCCAUUGCUUGGCUGCAGUUUUCGGUGAGUCAGUGCAAAAGCACCAUAUAUUGGGCAGUAUGUGAACUGUUUUUGGUGACACCGACCAAUGAAGGAGAAGUGCUUGUUCACAUAUUUCUGUUCUUUGAGUUGACUGUGAUGAGAUUUAAAUUGUUUUGAAAAUUUUUGUUUUAGGGUAGUUAUAAAAGAACAUAAAGAACUAACAUUUUCCGAUAUUCUACUUGUCAAUCUCCUUAAUCUUGAUUUUUGGUGUAAGAAAAUACCAAGAGCUUCUUGUCAAUUUCUUUUUGAGCCAGCUUCAAAUAUUAUUAUAGUACCUAAUUCUGUUUUGUUAAUCUCCGUGUGUUAAUUAUGGGUUUUGAAAUGAGAAGCCCCUUUGUAAAGUCAGUAUUGCCACUUGUAGUAAGCGUUUGUGAUGGACACAAGAAAGCACAAAACAAAAAUGCAGCCCCUUUGAUUCCUGCUUCUGAGUUUGAUUUAAAAAAAUGAAGUGAUGUCUUUUUGAUAUUUUCUGACCUGAUGGGGGCUGUCUUGCUACGGAACCAACCACAGAUUUUCUUUGUUCUGAAUUCUGAGUGUAUUCUGAUAUUAUGGGCAUCUACUCUGGGCUUCUCUGUCAAUUUUUUUUCUUGUCAUAGAAUAUGUGUUGCCUACUUUAUCCUUUUGUAUUCCUUUUUAUUUUAAAUUCAUUUUCCUGCCCAUUUUAGCAAUUCUACCAAAGAUUCUUAACAGUCUUUCCUCUGUACUCUAGAAUACUGUUUAAUGCAGCUGCUUUAACUGUUUGUGGUUGGGAAACCAAGCAGAGAGGUUUCUCCUACCUGUUUCUAUCUGUCUAUAUACCUAUGUACCUAUCCCUCUGUCACUCUUUAACUGGUCCUGUCGCCAUCAUUUUUAAUACUUUUUUAAUAGCUGAGGGCAGAUGUAAUGCUUUGAAAAUUUCAGGGGCCGUUUUUUGUUUUUGGUUGUUUUUUUGUUGUUGCCAAACUGAAGUUGAUGUGUGGGUGCUUAGUAUAAUUUAAAGUUUUAGGUUUUUUUGAAAGAAGAUACUCAUGUUUUGUCAUUAUUGAAGGUAAAUUGACUUGAGGCACCCUCGAGCUCUGAUUACCGUGAGUGAUAGCAGAUGUAAUGCCAAGGACUAGUCACAGUGGAUUUUGAUACCAUCUGUAGUUUCUGUUCAGCUUAGCUUUCUCCUGCAUCCGACAGGCCUUGUCCUAUUAUUUCUUUGAUAGGGGAUGAUCUCAUCAGCCAUCUUUUCUGUUUCUCAGUAGAUUGAAACUAAUUAAGGUUCAUCCCUUUUUCAGGCUCUUAUGGGGUUGCCUGCUUUAUCUGUUUUCAAUUUGAGAGUAACGUUUUUUGUUUUUGAGCCACAAUUUUAAUCAGUUGAAUCUUUCAUGUCCUUGCAGUGCCAAUAGUAAGUAGCAAUAUAUGUGGCUAACCCUAACACUGACGAUAUGUUUAAAUUGAUAGGAACUUUCUGCAGAAACAACUUGUGGAGUUAUUAUUAUUAUUUGAUUUUUCCCUUUCUCUAUUGUUGUUUUGAUCUUGGAACUUUGAGAGUGUUAGUAAUUAAAGUCAAUUUCACUAAUUGA